UGUCCUCACCCGGGCGGGGGAGAAAAGCUCGCGGGCCCGCUUCUGAGGAGUCCGGGUUGUGGAGUUCCUCUGCAAACCGACAGCAGCUACCGUCCCCGGGCAGACUCAGGAUGCGGCCAGGAUGGACGGGGGGUGCGCCCUUGCUGGUGUUACUGCUCAGUCAAGGCAUUUUAAAAUGUUGUAUGGCAUACAAUAUCGGUCUCCUAGGAGCAAAGAUAUUUUCCGGUCCUUCAAGUGAACAGUUUGGCUAUGCUGUGCAGCAGUUUAUAAAUCCAAAAGGCAACUGGUUACUAGUUGGUUCACCUUGGAGUGGCUUUCCUGAGAACAGAAUGGGAGAUGUGUAUAAAUGUCCUAUAGAUCUGUCCACUGCUACAUGUGAAAAACUGAAUCUGGAAACUGCUACAACCAUUCCCAACGUUACCGAAAUGAAAACCAACAUGAGCCUUGGCUUGACACUCACAAGGAACUUAGGAACCGGAGGAUUUCUCACGUGCGGUCCCCUGUGGGCACAACAGUGCGGAAGCCAGUAUUAUGCAACUGGUGUUUGUUCUGAUAUCAGUCCCGAUUUUCAGCUCUUGGCCAGCUUUGCACCUGCAGUUCAGACCUGCCCUUCUCUCAUAGAUGUUGUGGUUGUAUGUGAUGAGUCAAACAGUAUUUAUCCCUGGGAAGCAGUAAAGAAUUUUUUGGAAAAAUUUGUCCAAGGCCUGGAUAUAGGCCCCACAAAGACACAGGUGGGGUUAAUUCAGUAUGCCAACAAUCCAAGAGUUAUAUUUAACCUGAACACUUUCAAAACCAAAGAUGCAAUGAUUGAAGCAACAUCCCGGACAUACCAAUUUGGUGGAGAUCUCACAAAUACAUUCAAAGCAAUUCAAUAUGCAAAAGAUUUCGCUUAUAAGGCAGCUGCCGGAGGACGACCAGGUGCUACCAAAGUAAUGGUGGUUGUAACUGAUGGUGAAUCGCAUGAUGGUUCCAUGUUGAAGGCCGUGAUUGAUGAAUGCAACAAUGACAAUAUAUUGAGGUUUGGCAUAGCGGUUCUUGGGUACUUAAACAGAAAUGCCCUUGACACUAAAAAUUUAAUAAAAGAAAUUAAAGCAAUUGCCAGUAUUCCAACAGAAAGAUAUUUUUUCAAUGUGUCUGAUGAAGCAGCUCUACUAGAAAAGGCUGGUACACUCGGAGAACAAAUUUUUAGCAUUGAAGGUACUAUUCAAGGAGGGGACAACUUCCAGAUGGAAAUGUCACAAGUGGGAUUCAGCGCAGAUUACUCUCCUCAAAAGGAUAUUCUGAUGCUGGGUGCAGUAGGAGCUUAUGCCUGGAGUGGUACUGUGGUCCAGCAGACAUCUCAUGGACAUUUGAUCUUUCCUAAACAAGCCUUUGACCAAAUUCUGCAAGAUAAAAAUCACAGUUCAUACUUAGGUUACUCUGUGGCUACGAUUUCUACUGGAAAAGGCAUUCACUUUGUUGCUGGUGCUCCUCGGGCAAAUUAUACUGGCCAGAUAGUGCUAUACAGGGUUAAUGAGAAUGGCAAUGUCACCAUUAUUCAAGCUCACCGAGGUGACCAGAUUGGCUCCUAUUUUGGUAGUGUGCUGUGCUCAGUUGACGUGAAUAAAGACAGUGUUACAGAUGUGCUCCUGGUGGGUGCACCUAUGUACAUGAAUGACCUAAAGAAAGAGGAAGGAAGAGUCUACCUAUUUACUAUCACAAAGGGCAUUUUGAAUUGGCACCAAUUUCUUGAAGGCCCUGAUGGUGUUGAAAAUUCUCGGUUUGGUUCAGCGAUUGCAGCUCUUUCAGAUAUCAACAUGGAUGGUUUUAAUGAUGUAAUAGUUGGUUCACCCUUGGAAAAUCAGAACUCUGGAGCUGUGUACAUCUACAAUGGUCAUGAGGGCACCAUUCACAUGAAUUAUUCCCAGAAAAUCUUGGGAUCUGAUGGAGCCUUUAGGAGCCAUCUCCAAUACUUUGGGAGAUCUUUGGAUGGCUACAGUGAUUUAAAUGGGGAUUCCAUCACCGAUGUGUCCAUUGGAGCUUUUGGACAAGUGGUUCAGCUCUGGUCACAGAGUAUUGCUGAUGUAUCUGUGAAUGCUUCCUUCACACCAGAAAAAAUUACUUUGUUCAACAAGAAUGCUGACAUAAAACUCAAACUCUGUUUCAGUGCAAAGUUUAGACCUACUAAGCAAAACAGUCAAGUGGCCAUUACAUACAAUAUCACAAUUGAUGCAGACCUGUAUUCAUCCAGAGUAACCUCUAGAGGGUUAUUUAAAGAAAAUAAUGAAAGAUGCCUGCAGAAGAAUAUGACAGUAAGUCAAACACAGAGUUGCUCUGAGUACAUCAUCCACAUACAGAAACCCUCCGAUGUUGUCAGCUCUUUGGAUCUGUGUGUGAACAUCAGUCUGGAAAACCCUGGCACCAGCCCUGCGCUUGAAGCCUACUCUGAGAAGGCCAAGGUCUUCAGUAUCCCUUUCUACAAGGACUGUGGGGAUGACGGAGUCUGCAGCUCUGAUCUAGUUCUAGAUGUCCAACAGCUGUCAGCUGCUCAAGAUCAACCCUUUAUUGUCAGCAACCAAAACAAAAGGUUAACAUUUUCAGUAAUGCUGAAGAAUAAAAGGGAAAGUGCCUACAACACUGGAAUUGUUAUUGAUUUUUCAGAAAACUUGUUUUUUGCUUCCUGGACCAUGCCGGUUGAUGGAACAGAAGUCAUAUGCCAGAUUGCUUCAUCUCAGAAGUCUGUUACCUGUGAUGUAGGCUACCCUGCUUUAAAGAGACAGCAACAGGUGACUUUCAUGAUUAACUUUGACUUCAAUCUUCAAAACCUUCAGAAUCAGGCAUCUCUCAAUUUCCAAGCCUUAAGCGAAAGCUCUGAAGAAAACAAGGCAGAUAAUUUGGUCAAUUUCAAAAUCCCUCUGCUGUAUGACGCUGAUAUUCAUAUAACAAGAUCUACCAAUAUAAAUUUCUAUGAAGUCUCCUCAGAUGGGAAUAUUCCUUCAAUCGUGCACAGUUUUGAAGAUAUUGGUCCAAAAUUCAUCUUCUCUGUUAAGGUAACAACAGGAAGCAUCCCAGUCAGCAUGGCAUCCAUGAUCAUCCACAUCCCUCAAUACACCAAAGAACAGAACCCGUUGAUGUACGUGACUGGGGUGCACACAGAUCAGGCUGGCGACAUCAGUUGUAAUGCCGAAAUAAAUCCACUGAAAAUAGGACACACGGCUUCUUCUGUAUCUUUCAACAGUGAAAAUUUCCGGCACAUAAAAGAAUUGAACUGCAGAAGUGCUUCAUGUAGUAAUGUUACCUGCUGGCUGAAAGACCUCCAGGUCAAAAGAGAGUACUUCCUUAAUGUGUCAACCAGAAUUUGGAACGGGACUUUUGCAGCAUCAACCUUCCAGACAGUACAGCUGACGGCAUCUGCAGAAAUCGACACCUAUAACCCCCAGAUAUAUGUGAUCGAAGAAAACACAGUCACGAUUCCCAUUACGAUAAUGAAACCUCAUGAGAAAGCUGAAGUACCAACUGGAGUUAUAGUAGGAAGUGUAAUUGCUGGAAUCCUUUUGCUAUUAGCUCUGGUUGCGGUUUUAUGGAAGCUCGGCUUCUUCAAAAGAAAAUAUGAAAAAAUGUCCAAAACUGCGGAUGAGAUCGACGAGACCACAGAACUCAACAGCUGAGCCCCCCAGCGGUGUCACUGCAGGGCGAGCUGGCGGCCGCAUGGCCAGGGUUUGCUGUUUGCAUGAAUGGAUUUGUUUUAAAUCCCAGUGCUUUAUGUGUAAGUGGCAAACUGGCCCGGUAUUUUACAAAAACUGCAGGUCAGUCUGGAAAGAGGAAACUGGGGGUUUGGGGGGCAGCUAGGAGUACAAAGGGUAAAAGAUGUAUUUUAUGGGGGGGGAGUGACCUUUACACUGGCUGGUCCAGAGUUUACAUAAUGUGCAUUGUGUUAGAAACAUUGAAAUGCUCUCAAACACGAGAAAUCUUAAAGAAAAAUAUAACCUUUCUCAGAUCUGGUGGGGGGAACCCCAACCAUUUAAAGUGAUUGUUUUUAAACAGUGACCACCAGAGUGGAAGUACCUGGCAUAGCUAUAUAAUUAGCUUGGAUACUGAGAUUGAUGGAGGGAAAAACAGAGGUCUUCACCUCAUGCUGGUCAGCCAGAGCUGCCACAGAGGUUAAGUGAUCAUUUUGUUAAUGAAGGAAGGUAUAAUUUGCUGCUGUUGGCCUUCUCAGAGUCCCUUUUUUGCCAUGAUGUAUCUAUCAAAACAAGCUUGGAUACCUGGUAGGAGCCUAGAGUAUGCUUCCGACAGAGGAAAGCUCCAUUUGGGGGGUGGGGGGGGCGGUGGUGCUAGUUUAGAGGUCAAAUGCAAAACUGUUUACACAACAUUGAUGGUAAAAUCCUAUCCACUACAGGCCCAGCCUGUGCCAGAGGAAGUAGGAAGUUUCUUUUCUCCUUCACAACACACAACAGGCUGACUUGACUGCCUGGCAAGGACCUAGUUUGAAUUUGUGGAAGAGGAGUAAUUUCUUUGGCUUCCUUCCUCCUUCCAUACUAAACCACUCUCGCACCUACCUCCUGCUGUCCCCAUCUUCUAGAAGCCCACUGAGGUGUGUCUUCCUCUCCAGUAAUUCAGGAUUAGCCACCUCCCUUUGGCCCUCGUCCAAAUCUCCCAUUUGCUGGAGCAGCUGCUCUAUACCAGGUAUGAGGAAGAAAAAUCAUCUCACUUACAUACUUGCAUUGAAUAAUCCCCUUAACUCCAGGGAACUAUUUUCCUUUAUUGAAAGAAAAACUAAGCCACAGUGAAUUUCUAAUUGUUGGGAUUUCAGGCAGUGUAAAAGGUACAAAACAAAAUUCGAGAAUUUGUGAGAAAUUACAAGGAGACCUUGGAAACCCCCUAUAUUAGCAGGUGCACCCUCUGUGUCUGUGUGUUGCUGGAGAACUUAAACUUCCA
Molecule: messenger RNA, 4917 nt
Organism: Hyaena hyaena (striped hyena)
Lineage: Eukaryota; Metazoa; Chordata; Mammalia; Carnivora; Hyaenidae
Gene: ITGA2
Product: integrin subunit alpha 2
Exons: 30
Coding region: 111-3647 (1178 amino acids)
Biological process (GO): cell-matrix adhesion; cell adhesion mediated by integrin; integrin-mediated signaling pathway
Cellular component (GO): integrin complex; external side of plasma membrane
Molecular function (GO): integrin binding
Source: RefSeq, a predicted model, not a curated record